UAUAUAAGAUAUCCGGUUUUGAUAACUAUCAAAUUGCGUGCGUGCCUCGACUCACGUAAUCGAAAAUCUCCUUUCGACCCCGAAGGAAUUAUCAAACUGGAGUACUUUGGACACACUUCCUACAUUGUUAACAAACACCAUGCAAUGGUAUUUUGUGAAUUUUUAUACAAAACAUAAAUUUUUGGAACAAACUAGUUAUCUUCAGGAAGUGAAGUAUCGACAAUAAGAAGCAGGAAGAGGCGAGGAUUUUCUUUUUUAAAACAAUCUCUUCAACAUGUCUUCAUUAAAUGAAGUCUCAAUUUCUGUUGAGGGAAUGACUUGUCAUUCCUGUGUAAAUACAAUAGAAGAAAAUCUGUCUUCUAAACUAGGAGUGAAGAAAGUCAAGGUUUCUUUAGAAAAUAAGCAAGCAGAUGUAACAGUUGAUAGCAGUGUCAUUACCAGUGCUGAAUUGAUUAGUGCUAUUGAAGAUAUGGGUUUUAUAGCAAGAUUGUCAAACAAUUCUUCCAAUAUUAGAAAAGUAACCAUUCAGGUGGAAGGUAUGACGUGUAAUUCUUGUGUUAAAAACAUUGAAGGAAAUAUAUCUCAGAUGGAAGGUGUUGAAAGAAUACAAGUUUCUCUCGCAGAAAAAUUAGCAACUGUUGUAUUUGAUUCGACGCUGACAAGUCCCGAAAUGCUAUGCUCAAAAAUUGAUGAGAUGGGUUUCGUUAGUAGUCUUCCGAUACAGAAAGAACUUCCGUACAACCAAGUAGUUACAAUUAUUAUAUAUAUAGAAGGUAUGACGUGUCAUUCUUGUGUUCGCAAUAUCGAAGAAAACGUAAAAACUAAAGCGGGUGUUCUGAACGUUAACGUGUCGCUCGAGAAAAAACUCGCCGCAAUUGAAUAUAAUCCUUCUGUCAUUAAUCCUGAAGAACUGAGGACCACAAUAGAUGAUAUGGGUUUUGAAGCUUCAUUAUCAAAACCAAAUUUACAAGCAGUAAAUAGUAAUGCCAUUCUGGCAAUAGAAGGAAUGACCUGCAUGUCUUGUGUAAAAAAUAUAGAAAGUAAUAUAUCAGUUAUUCCGGGUGUUAUUAAUAUUGAAGUAUCUCUUGCUGAACGUAAGGGACAUCUUCAGUACCAAUCAUCUGUGAUAUCUGCAGUGCAAGUUGCUGAUAAAAUAGAAGAUAUGGGAUUUAAAUGUCAUGUUAUAAAUGAUAGUGCUCAAAUUAAUGGUGUUCUUCCUAAUCAAGUUUUAAAGUUAAAAAGUAAAAAUCAUUCUCCGUCAAAAGAUAAAGUAGAUUUAGGAAUUUUGGUUGCAAGAGAUUCUCAUAAAUCAAAAUCUAUAAAUAUACCUGCAAUUAGCGGAAGCGAUGAUCUUGAAAAGUGUUACCUCAGAGUGACGGGUAUGACGUGCGCUUCGUGCGUCGCCGCUAUCGAAAGACACUUAAUGAAAGUUGAAGGAGUCCAUUGCGUGUUGGUGGCACUUAUGGCGCAGAAGGCAGAAGUAAAAUUCGAUCCUGCAUACGUAAUGCCCUCUCAGCUUGCAAAUAUUGUCAGUGACUUAGGCUAUCCUUCGACCGUUUUGGAUGACGUUUCCUCGCAAUAUGGAGAAGUGGAAUUAUUAAUUAGGGGUAUGACUUGUGCUUCGUGCGUCCACAGUAUUGAAUCUAAUAUUUUGAAGCUACAGGGUGUGGUGUCGGCAGUCGUUGCACUUUCUACAAACAGGGGUCAUUUUAAAUUUGACCCCGAAGUUACUGGUCCAAGAGAUAUCAUUGAAGCCAUUAGAGGACUGGGAUUUGAUGCUUCGCCAAUGACGGAUUGUACUCGAGACGCAAGCUAUUUGUCACAAAAAGAGGAAGUUAAAAAAUGGAGAAAUUCUUUCUUCUUUUCUUUGGUAUUCUGUAUACCUGCCAUGGCAGUUAUGAUGUAUUUCAUGGGAUUGAGAAUGACCAGAGGAAAAAUGGACAUGUGCUGUGUAGUACCCGGUCUGUCUGCUGAAAAUCUUUUUCUGUUUCUUCUUGCUACACCCGUGCAGUUUAUUGGUGGAAGAUAUUUUUACAUUCAGGCGUACCGUGCGCUGAGGCACAGAAUGGCAAAUAUGGACGUUCUUAUCAUGUUGGCAACAAAUAUUGCUUACUUCUACAGUAUUAGCGUGUUAAUAUAUUUUAUGGUUACUAAUUCGAGUUACAGCCCUAAAACAUUUUUUGAAACCCCACCCAUGCUCUUGGUAUUCAUUUCUCUUGGCAGGUGGUUGGAACACAUUGCAAAGGGAAAAACUUCAGAGGCAUUGGCAAAACUAAUGUCACUCCAGGCGACCGAGGCAACGCUUGUCAAAUUAAACGAUGUCGAACAGGUAGUCCACGAAACGCAGAUAGAUGUAGAAUUAAUACAGAGAGGAGAUAUUUUAAAGGUGGUGCCAGGUGCAAAGAUUCCCGUGGACGGUCGUGUGGUGUCGGGAACCUCCAUGGCCGACGAGUCUCUCAUCACUGGCGAGAGUCUUCCUGUCCCGAAACGCCCCGGCUCUCAGGUCAUAGGCGGCUCGAUCAAUCAGAACGGACUGCUACUGAUUUCAGCCACCCACAUUGGUAAAGACACCACUCUGGCUCAGAUUGUCAAACUGGUAGAAGAAGCUCAAACGUCAAAGGCUCCAAUACAACAUCUUGCAGACAAAAUAGCAGGCUAUUUUGUUCCAGGAGUCGUUUUCGUUUCAGUGCUGACGUUACUGGGUUGGAUAAUCGUCGGAUAUCACUACAUCGGAGUAAUAAAAUCGUAUCAUAUGACUCACAAAGACGGAAUGCCCGAGUCAGAAAUCAUCCUGCAGUUUGCAUUCCAGUGUGCCCUCACCGUCCUGUCCAUCGCCUGUCCGUGCUCUCUCGGACUGGCCACCCCCACCGCCGUCAUGGUUGGAACCGGAGUCGGAGCCCUGAACGGAAUCCUCAUCAAGGGAGCUGAACCUCUAGAAACUGCCCACCGGGUGAAGUGUGUCAUAUUUGACAAGACGGGAACAAUAACACGAGGAAUUCCUGUGAUGACGAGAAUAAACAUAUUCGUAGAAGAACGGGUAUGCUCUCUGGCCAAACUUCUAUCUCUCGUGGGUACUGCGGAAGCCAACAGUGAGCACCCCAUUGCAGUCGCAAUUACAAAAUUUGUCAAAGAGACUCUGAGGAUAGACGCUUUUGGAAAAUGCGAAGAGUUUUCUGCAGUGCCGGGUUGCGGCCUCCGGUGCAAGAUAUCAAACGUGGAGCACAUGCUGAAGGCUGCCGAGGAAGCUGAGUGCCUGGCCAAUGCAAAAAAUAACUCUAAGACAAGAGCCAAAAAUGCCUCUGGAGGAAUGAUCAUCGGAGACGUGGUGGUGGAGUGCGGAAGUGCCGACGGUCCCCGCCAGAACGCCGCAAAUCUGGCCAAUUCGCUCCUAGAAACCUUGGGAGAAACAAAAAAUGGCAACAAUGACAACAGAACGUAUCAAGUGUUGAUUGGUAACAGAGAAUGGAUGAACAGAAAUGGUUUAGACGUCAGUGAAGAAAUCAAUGCUGUCAUGACAGAUCAAGAGGAGAAAGGACAGACUGCUGUUCUGUGUGCCAUCGAUGGAGUUCUGAUAUGCAUGAUGGCAGUGGCAGACACGGUUAAACCAGAAGCUCACUUGGCGGUGUACACUUUAAAGAAAAUGGGAUUGGAUGUCAUUUUGCUGACCGGAGAUAAUAAAAAGACUGCCGCUGCCAUUGCGAGACAGGUCGGAAUCGGUAGGGUGUUUGCCGAAGUUCUACCGUCCCAUAAGGUCAUGAAAAUUCAACAGCUUCAGGAACGUGGUCUAAAAGUGGCAAUGAUAGGAGACGGAGUGAAUGACUCCCCGGCUCUGGCCCAGGCGGAUGUCGGAAUAGCCAUUGCCAACGGCACAGACGUGGCGGUGGAGGCUGCCGAUGUAGUACUAAUAAGGAACGAUUUAUUAGAUGUGGUGGGAGCGAUUGACCUCUCCAAUCGAACUGUCAGGAGGAUCAGAUUAAAUUUCCUUUUUGCCAGCGUGUAUAACUUGAUUGGAAUACCAGUCGCUGCCGGAGUGUUUUUACCAUGGGGAUUUGUUCUGAAACCCUGGAUGGGAUCAGCUGCCAUGGCUGCAUCUUCAGUCUCGGUAGUCUGUUCCUCCUUGCUUCUGAAACUAUAUAAGAAACCAUCGCGCAAACGCCUGGAAACGUCAGAAUAUCAAGAGGUCUUGAGGAAAACGGAACUCCACCUGUUGGAAAUGGACGACGUGUCUGUACAUAGAGGACUGGACGACAUCAAAAUGCCCGAACCCACAGGUUCUCUGAUAAGCGCCGGGCUGAGCCACAUAAUAAACCUGGUUCCGGGUGGGAAGACUACGGAGACGGAACAAAAACUGUUGAACGAUGACAACUUAGAAUUGUCUCAGAUGGUCUAAAACAAAAGGUUACUUCACAAAUUUAUACAUAGAUCUAUACAUUUGCGGGUGCUCGAACGAUAGAUUCAAAAUGUGUCUAUACAUAUAUCUACCUGUUAAGUAUUUUGCAUUUUUCUGCGUAAUGUGAUAUCUUACUUAAAAAUUGUUUGCUGUACUUAUUGUUUUUUGGUCAAAAUUUUAUAUUUUGAUUAGGAAGAAUACAGCAUGUUGUGAUGAUCAAAUCAAGAUACUUUGCUAUUAUUUAACAAAUACAGUACAACGUUUAUAUUAAAAUUAAGGCUAAACUGCUGGCCAGCCAUAUAUCUUUGUCAUUCGACAGAGAACAAGUCCAGAUAUAAUAAAAUGUUCUCUGUAUUAAAACAUUUGCUUGGCAGACAUCAAAAGGCCCAAUUUGCAAUCUGUAAUGAAAGCAGGCUGUAGAUUAAUUUUGCAAGUGUCAGCAUUCCUGGAUAUUUUUUAACAUUUUGUGUAAUUAUGAUAAAAUUAUCCCACGGGGAUAAUUUGAAGGCCAAAUCUAUUUAUGGUCAUUUAACGUCCUGGAGAUGUGACGUAGAUGUAUAACUGUGAAAUAUAUUUUCUGUAUACACUAA
Messenger RNA from Centruroides sculpturatus (bark scorpion), 4980 nucleotides. RefSeq names its product copper-transporting ATPase 2-like (gene ATP7). Gene Ontology annotation, biological process: copper ion homeostasis; monoatomic cation transport. The coding region runs from base 275 to 4390 and encodes 1371 amino acids. The record is from RefSeq and is a predicted model, not a curated record. Gene Ontology annotation, molecular function: P-type divalent copper transporter activity; ATP binding; ATP hydrolysis activity. Gene Ontology annotation, cellular component: membrane; perinuclear region of cytoplasm; trans-Golgi network. NCBI's taxonomy places the organism in Eukaryota, Metazoa, Arthropoda, Arachnida, Scorpiones, Buthidae. The transcript is spliced from 22 exons.